AGCCACCAGUCUCUCUUCCCACUUUUAAAAAGACAAAACAAACACUACAUUUCUGAAGAAAAACAAAAACAUAAUCAUCAUUCUUAUUUUUCUGUUUUUCUAUUUAGAAAAAAAGCUUCAAACUUUUUAGUUAUGGAGUCUUUAACAGGGUUAUCAAUAAAAGGGGUUUGUUUAGAUAAUGUUUUAGAUAAACACAAAAUUUUAUCUUUGGGUAAAAAAUCAGAAAUUUGUUUUCUUGGAUUGUCAAGUUUGAAGAUUGUUCAUAUUACCUCAUGUUCUGUUCAGCACAAAAUUAUUCAACCUAUUUUUUGUGCUUCUGACACUCAGAUACAUAAUCAGAGUGAAGAAACAGAAACAAGUGAUACAAAUCAAUCCAAACCAGUUCGCGUAAAAUUUCAAUUGAAUAAGGAAUGUUCCUUUGGUCAGCAUUUCUACUUAGUGGGCGAUGAUCCAAUGCUCGGUUUAUGGGAUCCAUCAAAUGCAGUGCCACUUGAAUGGUCAGAGGGACAUGUAUGGAACGUCGAGUUGGAUAUACCGAGUGGAAAAACUAUAAGCUACAAGUUCAUUAUGACGGUAGGUGAUGAGACUAUCUUGUGGCAACAAGGCCCUGAUCGAAUUCUUCAAACAUGGGAAACGAAGAAAACGAUAACUGUUUCUGAAGAUUGGGACAAUGCUGAGCUGCAGACAAUUGUAGAAGAGGAACCUGCAGUUAGUCCAGAAAUUUUAAUAGCUGAGAAUCUGGUUCCACCGUCAGUUGUAGCCAUAGAAGAUGAUGUAAAUGAGGGAAAAACUAAUGAUGUUCUAGCUAUAGUCACGGAAAAUAUCACUGAAGUAAAUGAGGAUGUGAACACUGAUCGAAAUGAGGAGACCACAAUGGAAGCAAAAGCUAUUGGCAAGAAUAUGGUGGCCACUAUUGAUGAUGUGUUGAGCUCAAAAAAUGAGUCCAUCUUAGUGGAGGACGAACAAGUUCCCGUCUUGGUUCCUGGCUUAACACAGAUUUUGACAUCAGAGGCUCACGCGGACAAAGUUGUUGGCAAGAGUUCACUUGGAUCAAAUAGUGAAGAGUGUAAUCUGUUGUUGGAUGAAGCUCACACGGAAAAAGUUGUUGUUGAGGGCUCAAUUGGAUUGAAAUCGGAGGAGGAGUUCAAUGUGACAGAGUUGAGUACAAAGGAAGAGUUAGCGACGGAUAUAACACAUCCUCCAGAAAAGGUGAAGACUAAUGUGAAGGAAGAAGUAAGAAUAGGACAUGAAGAUAUAGAAAAGUCUGAAAUGGUUGAAGGAGGAGGAGAUUGGUCUAAUGGAAAGCCAAUGGAAGAGAAUGUGUUUGUAAGUGAUAUGCAAAGGGGUAAAAAGACACUAUUGAAGUUCUUUGCAAGUUUGGGUUUCUGUAAAAGUAGAGCUUGAAGGAUGAAAAUUAGCUCAUAGAGAAGGAAAAAACAAAAAGUUGUGUAUAUCAACUAAUAAUGAAUGAUGAUCCUCUUUUGAUCUUGAGGCUAUGUGUACUACAUUUUGUCCCAAUACAUAUUUCUACUCUCUUUCUGUUUCAA
This is a messenger RNA of Solanum pennellii, 1547 nucleotides long. RefSeq lists its product as uncharacterized. The transcript is spliced from 5 exons. Gene Ontology annotation, cellular component: membrane. Lineage: Eukaryota; Viridiplantae; Streptophyta; Magnoliopsida; Solanales; Solanaceae. Gene Ontology annotation, molecular function: starch binding. The record is from RefSeq and is a predicted model, not a curated record. Bases 133 to 1404 code for a protein of 423 amino acids.